AGUAAUCAGCAGGUCAUUGUUUUUAAAAUUCUGCGAUCAUUUCCAUAAUUUGGUUGGCUUGACGAGUUAUGUAGAUCGUAAUUUGCAGUUAAAUUAAAAUCGAGUCCAAAAUUCUAAACUUUUUUAAUUUCUCUAAAUUUCUCUCGCUAAUAAUUGUCGUUUUAUAAAUAAUUAGCUUUGAGAUUAAAACCAUGUCCUCAUCCCCACCAUCAUUGACUGAGGAAGAGGCUCCAGAUUGGACGCUGGACACUCUACCUGUUGAGAUCCUCCUUCACAUAACGACCUUCAUCCCCGCCCCCACACUCGUCCAUUCGUUAUCAUUGGUAUCAAAACAUUUCCAUAAAAUCCUAUCAAAUGAGAAAACAUGGGAAAUUCGUGCUCGGAAAUUAUGGCCAGGAAAAUUUCCUCCAGUAGAUAUUUCCUCGUCUGUCAUUUCUCCCACCUUGCAUCGAUCUGCUUCCGUAAAACGAGAAGAAACUGUUCAUCUCUGGUCACAAAGUAAUAAUUCUUGUCUCGUGUUAACUCCACAUAUUGCCUGCGUGGAUUCCGUCCUCCUCUUCAAAGGCAACUGCAUGUUAGCAUCAGGUUCCCGUGACCGUUCUAUUAGUAUAAUAAAUAUUGAUUCGUGUAUCGAAAACCCAUCGUCCAUCCCACACAGUGAAGUAACCCAUUCCAAACAAAAUUCGCAUACUGGAUGGAUUUGGGAUUUAACGACAAUGAAUCAACAAGAAACUUUGGUUUCUGCUGGAUGGGAUGGAUUCGUGAAAUUUUGGGAUAUUCAAACUAUGAACGAAAUAGAUGUGGUCAAAACAAGCUCCCCCAACUUGUGCCUUAGUUCGCAAUCGAAUCUUUUGGCCAUUGGGUCAUUCAAUUCUCGGAUUCACCUUUACGACAUCCGUUCACAAGCGAUGAUAAAAACCUACAAGGUUCAUAAACGUUCGGUGCUCUCCAUAGGACUCGAAACUGAUAAAAUCGUCUCAGCCGGUGAAGAUAAUCGUCUAGUCCUCCACGAUCUACGACAAGAUAAAACAGCAUUAUCAACAGUUUGCCUCCCUCAAUUACCCAAUUGUCCAAAAAUAUAUCCAAAAUCCAUUUCGUACGCUAAAACCAAUGCAUCCAACACACUUCCGUAUUUCUACGUGGGCGACAUUCGUGGGAAUUUAUAUCUAAUCAAUUUACCUUUAUUUAAAAUCGAACGGUGCUAUCCGCUCAUUCACUCCAAAGCGAUUCAAGGAGUUUUCCAUACGAUUGGAUCCGUCUACACUUGCUCCUCCGAUGGUAUGCUCAUUGUCCAUGAGCCUUCAGAAGAAUUAGGAAUCGUUAAAAGGAUACAUCUCGAUAAAGUGGAAUUACCAAAGGUCCACUGUCUCAAUAAUCGAGUUGCCCUUGCCGGGGGGGAUUCCUUAAUUAGAGUUUAUUAUAAUUAAUUGAAGUUUUUUGUUACUGCUGAUUAAAUCUUCGAAGUCUAUGUUGCAUGGCGUUGAAUAACGAUUCCAUGUCCGUGUAGGAACCC
Messenger RNA from Folsomia candida, 1513 nucleotides. RefSeq names its product F-box/WD repeat-containing protein 9. Lineage: Eukaryota; Metazoa; Arthropoda; Collembola; Entomobryomorpha; Isotomidae. Gene Ontology annotation, molecular function: protein binding. The record is from RefSeq and is a predicted model, not a curated record. Gene Ontology annotation, cellular component: preribosome, large subunit precursor. Bases 192 to 1427 code for a protein of 411 amino acids. The transcript has 6 exons.